Messenger RNA from Oppia nitens, 964 nucleotides. RefSeq names its product transmembrane protein 53-A-like. NCBI's taxonomy places the organism in Eukaryota, Metazoa, Arthropoda, Arachnida, Sarcoptiformes, Oppiidae. Bases 1 to 930 code for a protein of 309 amino acids. Gene Ontology annotation, molecular function: serine hydrolase activity. The transcript has 3 exons. The record is from RefSeq and is a predicted model, not a curated record.
AUGUCAUCAAAAUUAUCAGUUUUGACACUUAUAAUAAAACGACAAAUAUUAUGUGAUAAUUACUAUUUUAGGGCAACGAGUAGAAAGUCAAUUAUUAAAUUCAACAAUUAUACAACAUUUUCACAUCAAAAUCAAAGCCAACUUCAAAAGGAAAAGUUGUCAAUAAGUCAAAACCUAACAUUUUAUUCAUGUGAAGAUAAUCACAGUGAGGACAGGGAUGUCAAAAGACAACUACUUGUGCUGUUUGCGUGGCUUUUUGCCAAAGAAAGACAUUUGGAUAAAUAUCGCAAACUAUACAUACAAAAAGGUUUUGAUGUACUGACUGUUAAGAUACAAGUACUUGACUUUCUUAUACCGAGUCGGGGCAGUCAUAUCGUGGCACAGGAUAUCGUCAAUUUUCUCAAAGAUAACGAAACAAAAUAUUCAACAUUUAUAUUUCAUGCCUUUUCUGUGGGCGCCUACCAAAUGGGGGAAGUGUUUGUCCACUUACAAAAAUAUGAAAACCAAACGGUUCACCACAAAACACAACAAUCCCUUAAAGGUAUUGUUUACGACUCGGCUAUUGAUGUGAAUGAGGCGGCAAUGGGUUUAUCAAAAGCGUCGACCAAUAACUCCAUUCUUCAGAAGUUUAUAUCGACGGCAAUGAAAACACAUUUAAAGAUAUUUUACAACUGCUGUACCAAACACUACAUUCUGUCAUCAAAUUCAAUACAUAGGCCUGACUUCAAGUGUCCUAUUCUGGUAUUGUUGUCCCGAAACGAUGAAGUGGCCAAUCAUGUCAACACAUUCAAGACUAUUGAAGGCUGGAAGGCAUCCGGUGUUAAAGUGUUUCAUAAAUGUUGGGAAAACUCACCACAUGUUAGUCAUUACUUCAAAUAUCCUCAAGAAUAUCAAACACUGAUCGAAACAUUCCUCAAGAAUAUCAACUGAAAAUACGUAACAAUUGUGUUGACAUACGACUGUC